Molecule: messenger RNA, 1053 nt
Organism: Triticum urartu
Lineage: Eukaryota; Viridiplantae; Streptophyta; Magnoliopsida; Poales; Poaceae
Product: ras-related protein Rab5A
Molecular function (GO): GTPase activity; GTP binding
Source: RefSeq, a predicted model, not a curated record
CGAAGGUUUGUGCUGAGCGUUAACGUAGGGAAGUCUAAUUAUACAGCUCUACAAGGGCGCACCUGAAAAAGUAUUUUUCUUAAGCCAAAAAAUAAUAAAGAGAAACACAUUUCACACGCGGAGAGCCAACAACCAAUUCCCCAAUUCGCCUCCUCGCGUGCGGUUUGAUCUGCUUCAAGGUUCCGCGAGAACGCAGCGCUAAUCCGGCGUCGAAUCCGAUGGCGGCCAGCGCCGGCAGCAAGAUCCGCAACGCCAAACUGGUUCUUCUUGGCGAUGUGGGUGCUGGGAAAUCCAGCCUGGUGCUUCGGUUUGUAAAAGGACAAUUUGUUGAAUUCCAGGAAUCGACAAUUGGAGCGGCUUUCUUCUCUCAAACAUUGGCUGUUAAUGACGAGACUGUGAAGUUUGAAAUUUGGGAUACUGCUGGGCAGGAGAGGUAUCACAGCUUGGCCCCCAUGUACUACAGGGGUGCUGCCGCAGCCAUAGUUGUCUAUGACAUCUCGAACCAGGCAUCCUUCACCCGAGCAAAGAAAUGGGUUCAAGAACUUCAAGCUCAAGGAAACCAGAAUACAGUAGUGGCUCUUGCUGGCAACAAAGCUGAUUUGCUUGAGGCGAGGGAGGUUCAAAUAGAGGAAGCCAAGACGUAUGCGCAGGAGAAUGGCCUCUUCUUCAUGGAAACAUCUGCUAAAACUGCAACCAAUGUGAAUGACAUAUUUUAUGAGAUUGCGAAGAGAUUGCUGCAAGGGCAGGCAGCGCAGAACCCACAGGCGGCGGGGAUGGUUCUCUCCCAGAGACCCAAUGAGAGAGUGGUCAGCGCGGCUUCGUGCUGCUCCUCCUGAAGCAUCGUAUAUUUGGUCACAUUCGUCGUCUGAGAAAUUUUGGGAGAGGAAUCUCGACAAACUAUCCUGAAAGCGCCUCUUGCUCCUGUGCCUUAUCUGACAUACUCUUAAGCGCUACCGUGCCCACCUGUCUUUUCUUUUUCGUUCAUGUGUUUGUCAUGUAAAUGCCCAUACUAGAAUGCCGCUGCAGAUAUCUUAAGUGAGAGUUACCUCCAAA